This is a messenger RNA of Spinacia oleracea (spinach), 5104 nucleotides long. RefSeq lists its product as uncharacterized. The record is from RefSeq and is a predicted model, not a curated record. NCBI's taxonomy places the organism in Eukaryota, Viridiplantae, Streptophyta, Magnoliopsida, Caryophyllales, Amaranthaceae. The transcript is spliced from 5 exons. Bases 349 to 4656 code for a protein of 1435 amino acids. Gene Ontology annotation, biological process: RNA processing. Gene Ontology annotation, molecular function: RNA binding; metal ion binding.
AUAAACACAUUGAAGCCAAAACUUCCCCUGCAAUUUUAUGCUGUAAAAUUUAACGGACAAGUAAUAUCAAAUACAAGUACAAUCUAGCCAUUGGAACUUCGUUACAGUUUCAUGUUUCAGAAGAUAAAUCAAUUCUACUACUCAUCCAUUUAGGGCUUUUCCCUUCAUCAAAACCCUAAUUCAUACUCAUCUUCCAAUUUCAAGCGUUAGGGUUUUCCCCCAAUUUUUCCAAUUUUCAGCUGCUCGUUGCUAUGCGGGACUUUUAUUUGGCGUGAUUCAUAGAUUGUGGCGGGUUUUGUAUUAAUUUUCAAUUUUGUGAUUAGUAAUAGUAUCAUUAGGAAUUAGGAUAUGUAUGGUCGAGGAAAUUAUGCCCCCCAGUUUGGGCAAGGUCUUCAAAGACCAAUGCCUCCUUAUCAGCAACAACUAGCCGGUCAUCCUUCAGCUUCACUUUUCCAACAGGGGAAUUCUGUUCCCUUGCAACCUGUGAUUCAACAGGGUGGAGCUCCUCAUGGAAUUUCACCUCGCGGUCCUUCCUAUUUACAUGCUCCUCCUGUCCCACCGAGCAUGCCACAUCAAGGUCCUCCAGUUUCUACCUCGAAUACUGGUCAGCCUUACCUGCAUCGACCUCUAACAGGACAUAGUGGGGCUCCUGCUCAACUUCCAUAUCUAGCUACGCAACAAAAUUUUGUGUCUGGAAGUCCUAAUCAACAUCCUCCCCCUCCCCCUCCCCCUCCCCCUUCUAUGGGUCUUUCUAGAGUUCCACCACCCCCUCCUUUUAUGCAACUUCCACCACCGCCCCCACGCCCGCCCCCAACAGCUGCUGGUCUUUUCCCCCCUGCUAAUUUCGAGUCUGCUAAACAACAAAGCGCGGAGUCUCACAUGUCUUCCAUAGCUCCCCCACCACCGCCUCUUCCACCUUCUUCCCCGCCAAGAGCUCCACCUCCUCCAUCAGCCUGCUCUCCUUCUUCUGGAAAGUUUGCUACAGCCACACAAACAGCUGAUAGGUCACCAACCCAAUCAGGACAUGAUCCUAUUUCUGAACAAGCUCUUGUGUCUGAAUCUAGUGGUAAUAUCCCAAUACACAGUCACAAGAGCGGUGCCACUUCAGUUUCAAAUGAAGAUGUGUCGCUGAAACAAAGUGUUUUGCUGAAUCUACCUCCUCCACCACCUAAGCCGACAGAUGAAAGUGUUGUUCGUAAUAUCGAUGUAUUGUGCCAGUUUAUUGCUAAAAAUGGGCCUGAAUUUGAAGAAAUGGCUCGUAAGAAAGAAUCUGGAAAUCCGGAGUUCAACUUUUUAGUUGGGGGUGAUCCGGGAAGUGAAGCUUCAUGUUCACAUGAAUAUUUCUUGUGGAUGAAAAAAAAAUGUGGUCUUGAAAAUGAUUUGAACAAAGGUCAAGGCCAGAGAGAUUUGUCAAAGAGGCAUGUUGAUGAAGAGCCCUCUACAACACCUAAUUCUUUGACCAAUGUGAGAACAGCUCAUUCACCUGCAGAUUCUGAUGUAGACAUGGAAGAUGAUAUCACACAAUCUGAUAAAGAGGGGGUUUAUCACUCAGUUGACGAUGGCGAGCCAAAGACCAUUUUAUCUGGAGACAUAUGUGAACCGCAGAAGCAAGAAAAUGAAAAUGAUUUGCAGUUUUCAAGAGGCAGCAGUCCAGCCCUGAAGUCAAGCCCAUCUGUCCAAUUUCAAGCCAGUGCUGAAACAAAGCCUGAAAAUCUUGGUGAUCAGCCCACUGAUAUCCAUAACCCAUUUAGACUCAUACAAAACUAUGCUUCUGAUGACUCUUCUGAUGAUAACGGUGAGCCAUGUCGUGAAAAUGCGAAGACUGUGGUAGCUUCACCCCCAGGUAAAUCUGGGGCUUUGAGCUCACAUGAUGACAUGGAGCAUGGAAACAUGAUCUUAAAGAGUGGCGUGACACCUGAAACAGGACUUGAUCAGUCUGUCACAGUUUGUUUAGAAAGUGUGCUGACAAAGGACCGACACGAUUUGCAAUCAAUUAAAGAUGAUCUCCAGGAAAAAUCCACUACAGCUUCGCGAAGAAAUUAUGAAAUUGAUUGCAGAGAUGGUAGAGCUGAAGGGUCCAAUCCCAAUGCUUCUUUACAUGGAAAACAUGUUUUAGGAAGUACGGGUAUCGAUCCUGUUUCUCCAUGUAAAGAUAUUGAAAAAGAAGAUAAAAAGAUUACCCAAACUGCAGUGAAAGUUGAUGAAUUUGGUAGACUGGUUAAGGAAGGUGCUAGCGAUAGCGAGUCUGAAGAUUCUCGCCACUUAAGGAGGCGAAGAGAUAGGAGCCGUAGCCGAUCACCCACUGAUAGAAGGAGGAGAAGAAGUCCUCGAAGAAGUCCCCGCAGGAGGAAGGAGAGAAGAAGCCGAUCUCGAAGCCGGUCUCCAAAGAGACGAAGAAGUAGAAGCAGAUCUCCUUACAGACCUGGAGUUGAUUUCCGUGGUGAGAAUUUGAGACGAGGCCAAGUUCAAACACGUGAAUGUUUUGAUUUCCUUAAAGGACGGUGUUAUCGUGGAGCUUCUUGUCGGUAUUUGCACGUCGAGGUUGAUAAGAAUGAAAAUUCCAGACGUUUUAGCAGUAAACAUCACCAGAUAGAAAUUGCAGGAAAUGCAGAUAAUCCUGAUAAACAAGGUGGAAGUGUCAGCUCAAAAUCACCUCAUGAACGUAAUGAUAUGAAGGGUGAGACAAUGCAUCUGUUGGAUAAGCAUGAUAGUCAUGAUUUGGCUUCACAAGUGAACAUUGGUAGAAGUAAAUCAGAAUUCACAGAUGGUGCUCUGCAGCACUGUUCUUCAGGUGUUGAGAAAUUAGAUACAGAUGUUAAACAAUGUGAUAGUUCUAGAAAGGAAGAUUGGAUUCCAGGUGCGUCAGAUGAACUUAUUCCUCAUCUUCCUAUUUCUGAGGAACAUCCAUCAUCUAGCAUCCCUCCAACAACUGAACAAGUGAUCCAUCAUCCUCAAGGUGUGGCUUCUGCUGGAGCAAAUGAUAUACUUGAGAAGGAGCCCCUAAAGGUGGACAGUUCUUUGAAAAGUGGUUCUUCAACUAUCCAGACAUCUGAAAUGUCUGCGUUUGGGCUUUCUGUGAAUGAGCCAAAUCUGGCCAAAUUGCCUAAUGAAUGUACUGCCCAAAAUGCUUCGGCACCAGAUUUCUCUCAACAGGUUUCUCAUUUACCUCCACCUCCCUUGCCUCAACAAGCAACAAAUGCACCACGAGGUCCUAACCUGCAGGUAGAUUACAACUUGUUGGCUCCAACAGUUAGUUUCCCCCCUCAAUCUGUUUCUACCAUGCCGCAGCCACGUCCCCCACAGAUGGUUGGUCCAACUAUUCCUGGUACCUCCUUGCAAUUUCAGCAGGGUAAUUUUCCUCUGAGAAAUGACUUUCCAGGUCAGAUGUCUUUGAGGACUCACCCUGGUGAACUACCAGGUCAUUCUCAGGUUGGUGGGUUUUCACAUCAAACAUACCAUCAUCUACCUUCAAGUGGCUUUCCAACUCAGCCAUUUGCAGGUCCCAAUCUAGGCAGGGAUGAUAGAUAUUCUCAGUUCCCUACCCAGAAUCUUGUAGCAUCCAGCUCCUUUGGGUCUGGGGUGGCCCCUCAACCUGUAUCAUUCCAAGGGGAUCCAUCUGUGAAGAACACACAGUCAUUUCCUGCGGAAAAUGUGGUCGGUGAAUCUUCUAAACAGUCUUUCCAGAAUCAUCAGUUAGCACAGCAGAGACCACCACCAUAUGGUCCACAUCUUACUGCUGCUGAGAGUAUGUCUCCUCACCUUGGAGGGUCUCUUCCUGUGGCUGGAUACUCAUCUAAUGCUGUUGACAGGGAUAAUCCAUCUAGUUUCUUUGAUGUUGGAGGAUCUAGAAUUUUUACCCAUUAUAAUCCUUAUGCUUCGACAUUUGAUCAGCCACUAAGCACAAGAUUCAGUUCUAUUGCUUUUAAACAAGAGAGAGAGGGUGUUGGUGCUAUUAAGUAUGAUGGACAAACAGCUGGUGAUCAGGGAUCGAGGCCGAUUAUGCCCUUAUCAAAUUUUUCAAAGACUGAGGGACAAACUCUGCCAAGUUCAGGUGGAGAACAAUAUGACCCUUUGUUUGAUAGCAUAAAUCCAUUUCCAGAAUCUGUUAAGAGGCAUGCUCAGAAGCAGGACCAUGCAGCUGAUAACUCUGAUAUCAUGUUAAAGCUCGGCAGUCAUCACAAGGUGUUAGAUGUGGAAGAGAACAGCAAGCAGAAAGUGGUUGGAGCUGUUACUGCAACUGCGUCUCUGGAGAAUGAUGAAUUUGGUGAGACAGCUGAUGCUGAAGUUGGUGCUGUAGAAAAUGGAAGCCCCAGCAGUCCCGAUGACGAUGCCGAUAUUGCUGAAGGUGACAUUGAGAUUGAUCAAGUAAAAUCAGAAGGGAGAAGUAAGAAAACUAAGGACUCUAGAUCAAUGAAACUGUUCAAAGUUGCAGUUGCAAAUUUUGUGAAGGAGGUUCUUAAGCCACAAUGGCGUCAGGGGUAUAUGAGCAAGGAAGUUUUCAAGACAAUUGUUAAGAAAACCGUUGAUAAAGUAUCUGGUGCUAUGAAAAAUCACCGUGUACCCAAGUCAAAUGCAAAGAUAGAUCACUAUAUCGACUCAUCACGGAGGAAACUCAUGCAACUAGUGGAGGGUUAUGUUGAUAAAUAUCAGAGUUGAUGUCAGCUUCAAAUGCCCAGCCGUGUCCACAGGCGCUGAACUGAAGUACAAGAGCCUAGAUCAGUAAGUUAACAUCAGGUUUGACUUCAGCAGGAUGAAUCAAUCAGAAAUUUUGGUAUUUAAAGUCAUCCAUUUGCAAACAAAACCCAAUUUGGAGGACAUUAUUCGCCAGCCUUGAGCUCACAAAUUUUUUCUUAGGGUGCAUGAGACUGAGUUUUGGACACUAGGUAUUUUAUUAUCUUCGAAGAAGGGUCAUGUCAGAAGAUUAAUUGUCCAGAGUUGGAUCGCAGAAGAUUGUUUGAUGUUGAGGACCUGUUAAAUAUGUAUGUAUAUCGGCUAGAUUUCAUAAAAGUUGGUUAGUGAAUUUCUUCUUUCCUUUAAGAUGUGAACAAUUAAUUCCUGAUAAUUUGAUUGUAAAAUAUAUUAUUGCAACUAGCACCUUCACAUA